Molecule: messenger RNA, 3679 nt
Organism: Lagopus leucura (white-tailed ptarmigan)
Lineage: Eukaryota; Metazoa; Chordata; Aves; Galliformes; Phasianidae
Gene: SF3B3
Product: splicing factor 3b subunit 3
Exons: 24
Biological process (GO): mRNA splicing, via spliceosome
Cellular component (GO): U2 snRNP; nucleus
Molecular function (GO): U2 snRNA binding; protein binding
Source: RefSeq, a predicted model, not a curated record
GUAGGGACGGCCCCGCCGUGCUGUGCCUGUCCGGCGGCGGGCUCUCGGCUGAGUGAGUGCCGUAUUCAGUGCCGCUACGAGAAAGUGAAGUGAAUCCACUGUCACCAUGUUCCUGUACAACCUCACGUUACAGCGUGCCACGGGCAUCAGCUAUGCCAUCCAUGGCAACUUCUCAGGAACCAAACAACAAGAAAUUGUUGUUUCUCGGGGCAAGAUCUUGGAGCUGCUCCGCCCAGACCCCAACACAGGGAAGGUUCACACCUUGCUGACGGUGGAAGUGUUUGGGGUCAUCCGCUCCCUCAUGGCCUUCCGGCUGACAGGAGGGACCAAAGACUACAUUGUUGUGGGCAGCGACUCAGGGCGCAUUGUUAUCCUGGAGUACCAGCCUUCCAAAAACGUGUUUGAGAAGAUUCAUCAGGAAACCUUUGGCAAGAGCGGAUGUCGCAGGAUUGUUCCAGGCCAGUACUUGGCCGUAGACCCGAAGGGCCGUGCUGUCAUGAUCAGUGCUAUUGAAAAGCAGAAGCUGGUGUAUAUCUUAAACAGAGAUGCUGCAGCUCGGCUCACCAUUUCCUCCCCACUGGAAGCCCACAAGGCCAAUACCUUGGUCUACCACGUGGUGGGAGUCGACGUGGGGUUUGAAAACCCAAUGUUUGCUUGUCUGGAAAUGGAUUACGAGGAAGCAGACAACGAUCCAACAGGAGAAGCAGCGGCCAACACACAACAGACCUUGACGUUUUAUGAGCUGGACUUGGGUUUGAACCACGUAGUUAGGAAAUACAGUGAGCCUCUGGAAGAGCAUGGCAACUUCCUUAUAACAGUCCCUGGUGGUUCUGAUGGACCCAGUGGGGUGCUGAUCUGCUCAGAAAACUACAUCACUUAUAAAAACUUUGGUGACCAGCCGGAUAUCAGAUGCCCAAUUCCCAGGAGACGGAAUGACUUGGAUGACCCAGAGAGAGGUAUGAUCUUUGUCUGCUCUGCUACACACAAGACCAAAUCCAUGUUCUUCUUCCUGGCCCAAACAGAGCAGGGAGACAUCUUCAAAAUCACCCUGGAGACUGAUGAGGACAUGGUCACUGAGAUUCGACUGAAGUACUUUGACACCGUGCCCGUAGCUGCUGCCAUGUGUGUGCUGAAGACAGGAUUUCUCUUUGUGGCAUCUGAGUUUGGAAACCAUUAUCUGUACCAGAUAGCCCACCUGGGUGAUGAUGAUGAGGAACCAGAGUUCUCUUCUGCCAUGCCUCUGGAGGAGGGAGAUACAUUCUUUUUUCAGCCACGACCUCUCAAAAACCUGGUGCUGGUGGAUGAAUUGGACAGUUUGUCUCCUAUUCUGUGUUGUCAGAUAGCAGAUCUUGCCAAUGAGGACACACCCCAGCUGUAUGUGGCCUGCGGUCGGGGGCCACGGUCAUCUCUGAGGGUUCUAAGACAUGGACUUGAGGUAUCUGAAAUGGCCGUCUCAGAGCUGCCCGGUAACCCCAAUGCUGUAUGGACUGUGAGGAGACACGUUGAAGAUGAGUUUGAUGCCUAUAUCAUUGUGUCCUUCGUCAAUGCCACCCUGGUGCUGUCUAUCGGAGAGACUGUAGAAGAAGUGACUGACUCUGGAUUCCUGGGUACUACACCCACCUUGUCCUGCUCUCUUCUGGGGGAUGAUGCCUUAGUACAGGUGUACCCAGAUGGCAUCCGGCACAUCCGAGCAGAUAAGAGGGUGAACGAAUGGAAGACACCAGGGAAGAAAACAAUUGUGAAAUGUGCUGUGAACCAGAGACAAGUAGUGAUAGCACUGACUGGAGGAGAGCUGGUUUAUUUUGAGAUGGACCCGUCAGGACAGCUGAAUGAGUACACUGAAAGAAAGGAGAUGUCGGCUGAUGUCGUUUGCAUGAGUUUGGCCAACGUUCCACCUGGGGAGCAGCGCUCCCGGUUCCUUGCUGUUGGGCUGGUGGACAACACUGUCAGGAUUAUUUCCCUCGACCCUUCGGACUGCUUGCAGCCGCUGAGUAUGCAGGCCCUUCCUGCACAGCCCGAGUCGCUGUGUAUCGUGGAGAUGGGUGGCACCGAGAAGCAGGACGAGCUGGGGGAGAGGGGCUCCAUUGGCUUUCUCUACCUGAACAUUGGACUGCAGAACGGUGUGCUGCUGCGAACUGUCCUGGAUCCGGUUACGGGUGAUCUUUCCGAUACCAGGACCAGGUACCUGGGCUCACGGCCUGUGAAGCUCUUCCGAGUCCGAAUGCAAGGCCAAGAAGCGGUGCUGGCCAUGUCAAGCCGUUCCUGGCUCAGUUACUCCUAUCAGUCCCGUUUCCACCUGACUCCCCUGUCCUAUGAGACUCUGGAGUUUGCGUCUGGUUUCGCAUCUGAGCAGUGCCCAGAGGGUAUUGUGGCCAUCUCCACAAACACGCUGAGGAUUUUGGCACUGGAGAAAUUGGGGGCAGUCUUCAACCAGGUUGCCUUCCCAUUGCAGUACACACCUCGAAAAUUUGUCAUUCACCCUGAGAGCAACAACCUGAUUAUCAUUGAGACGGACCACAACGCUUACACUGAGGCCACCAAGGCACAGAGAAAGCAACAGAUGGCUGAGGAAAUGGUGGAGGCUGCAGGUGAAGAUGAGAGGGAGCUGGCUGCAGAGAUGGCUGCAGCCUUCCUCAACGAGAAUCUCCCCGAAUCCAUCUUUGGUGCUCCAAAGGCAGGGAACGGGCAGUGGGCCUCUGUCAUCAGGGUGAUGAACCCCAUCCAGGGAAAUACUUUAGAUCUGGUCCAGCUAGAGCAAAACGAAGCUGCCUUCAGCGUGGCUGUGUGCCGCUUCUCCAACACGGGUGAGGAGUGGUACGUGCUGGUGGGAGUUGCCAAAGACCUGAUUCUGAACCCGCGCUCCGUCGCUGGGGGCUUUGUCUACACCUACAAGCUGGUGAAUGGUGGUGAGAAGCUGGAGUUUCUGCACAAGACCCCCGUGGAGGAGGUUCCUGCAGCCAUCGCCCCUUUCCAAGGUCGAGUCCUGAUUGGAGUGGGAAAGCUCCUGCGUGUGUAUGACCUGGGCAAGAAGAAGCUGCUUCGGAAGUGUGAGAACAAGCACAUUGCCAACUACAUCUGUGGGAUUCAAACCAUCGGGCACAGAGUGAUCGUUUCAGAUGUUCAGGAGAGCUUCAUCUGGGUGCGCUACAAAAGGAAUGAGAACCAGCUCAUCAUCUUUGCUGAUGACACUUAUCCCCGCUGGGUCACCACAGCAACUCUCCUGGAUUAUGACACCGUGGCCGGAGCAGACAAGUUUGGCAACAUCUGCGUGGUGAGGUUGCCUCCCAACACCAAUGAUGAGGUAGAUGAGGAUCCCACCGGCAACAAAGCUCUCUGGGACAGAGGGCUUCUUAAUGGAGCAUCACAGAAGGCUGAAGUGAUUAUGAAUUACCACGUGGGAGAGACAGUGCUUUCAUUGCAGAAGACCACGCUGAUCCCGGGAGGCUCCGAAUCUCUUGUCUAUACCACCUUAUCAGGGGGAAUAGGGAUCUUAGUUCCUUUUACUUCCCAUGAGGUAAGCAAGCCCCAUCUUAAUGCUGCAGAGCCGCUGCUUUUCUGCCCUUCUGUCCCCAACCAGUGUGUUAAUUUGCUUCAUUCCUUGGGAGGAACUGCAGGGCUCUGCAGUCUGUGGAAACCAGGCUCCCCUCUCUCCCCUCUCUCCCCUCUCUCCCCUCUCUCC